AUGGACCCAUCAUUGAGGUCCAUACAAGUAAAGAUUCAUGGAUAUAGUGAUAUGGACAAAGAAGUUAAUGAAAUGAUAAGUAUGGCCUCACUUAGAGUUAGGCAUCGAGUCCAGACACAACAUAUAGUUCAAGUGAACGGUUGCCUAUCAUCCUUUCAAAAGGAACGUUUAAAGUCAACACCUUUCAAGUGGUUGGUGGAUAUGGUUGACAAUAUGGUUAUUUCUAGCCCUAUUCUUAUAGAGUUAAUCAGUUUACCUAGUGUUGGUGAGAGUGUUAAUUUAGAGAGUGAUGUUGGUGGCAUUGUCAAUGACUUGUUUAAGGAUGAGGACAUCACAAUUUUUAGUUUUGGAGCAUUUUAUUUUCCUAGGAAUAGUAAUGUGAUAAAUAGUGUCCCUUUUAGUAAACUAGAUAACAUUAAUGAUCUAAAUAUAUACAAUUGGGGUGAUGAUGUACAUGGUUUGAUAGUAAGUAGUUUGAAUCGGGCAUGCAAUAAAUACAAUCGCAGAUCUUACCACGAAGUUAUACACAUAGCUGGGUGUGCAACAGUUUUGCAGUUGUGGGUUGUUGAACACAUCAGUUUGUAUCAUGUUGGUGGACGGUGUAUUUAUCCCCGAUUUCUUCAUUGGGUUGUUAUUAAAGAUAAAAGGAAAAGAAUCAAAUUAACUUUUCAACAAACAGAGCAAUUAGAUAAUGAUGAAAUAAAGGAAUCACAAACUAACGGUGGGAAAAGUAAUCCUGAGUCAAAUGAUGAGAACUUAGAGUUUGCUAGACUUGUGGAAGACCAGAGAGUAUUGAGGAGAAGAGUUGACAAGCAUGCAGAACGGCCUGAUGAGUUAGAAAUGAAAAUAAGACGUCUUCAAGAAGAGGUACGCAAUGAAAUGCCAUCUUUUAAUGAUGGUAUGGAGGGACCAUCCACAGAUGACAAAAUGAAUGAUUUAACUAUUGUCAAUUUUGUGGAUGUGGGAAUGGAGGGAGCUUCCAGACAUGAGAACAUUGAUUUUGGAAGUGUUUACACCACCUGCACUUCAUCGCUUUGUAAUGAUGGUGAUGUAGCGCUUGUGGAGGUGUCUAACAACAUCUUAACUAGAGGAGACUUGCAAUGCUUUCGACCUCGUGCAAAAAUUGAUAACAUCGUUAUGUUGUUUGCGACUGCGAUGACUGUGUACAAUCAAUUGCAUAAAUCAGGAAUGAUUACUCGAUGUUGUUUCAAUCCAUUUUUUGCGUUGUUUGUGCCCACUAUGAGUGAUGACCAUUGGUGGUGCUAUUGUGUCAGUUGCCAAUCAAGGGAAUUUUUCAUUAUAGAUUCUCUUGGUCAUAAGAGGCGGACCAGAUAUGGUAUUGACAAGGCAAUGGUCGGUUGUUUGCAAGAGUUAUUUAAUAUGAUAGAUAAUGAAGCAAAUUGUAAGGAGCAACAAUUAAAGGUACGAUUGUGGUUUGUUGGUGAUGAAAUAUAUGGAGUUAUGGGACAACCAAUCUAA
Vigna angularis (adzuki bean) is the source of this 1479-nucleotide messenger RNA. RefSeq lists its product as uncharacterized. The transcript is spliced from 12 exons. The record is from RefSeq and is a predicted model, not a curated record. Lineage: Eukaryota; Viridiplantae; Streptophyta; Magnoliopsida; Fabales; Fabaceae. Bases 1 to 1479 code for a protein of 492 amino acids.